UGGUGCCUUCUACUGCUACUUCGCUUUUCCCAUCUCCCGAGUUGAUGAGUCUUCUGAUUUGUAUGAACGUCAAAUCAUAACUUUGACAAACAUGGAUGCUCAAACGCACAUGAAUGCAGCCCGAGAAACGCUUCGAUCGUCGGGUCGUCUCGUUCAAUAAACCCGGAAGUGUCGAUAGAACCGACUCACGCUGCUGUUUGUACCUCAGGACAGCAACUUUGAUCUCACGUUGAGAUAGGAGGGUGAUUGUCGUCCAUGGAGCGAGUGAUGGGAGGAGGAGGAGUGCUUCAGCUGGUUUUAGCCGGUGCGGGGGUCUGGCUGCUUUACAGGAUCCUGCUGCGCCUCAGACCAGGAGCUGCUCUGCAGGAUGCCGUGGUGGUCAUCACCGGCGCCAGCUCGGGACUGGGGAAAGAGUGCGCGCGGGUCUUCCACGCUGCAGGAGCCCGACUGGUUCUGUGUGGACGAGACGCAGCUCGUCUGCAGCAGGUGGUCGAGGAGCUCACUGCGGGCUCGGCAGGUUCACAGACUCACACUCCCCGCACCGUGACCUUCGACCUGGCUGACGCUGACUCGGUGGACGGCGCUGCAGAGGAGAUCCUGAAAUGUUACGGACAUGUGGAUGUUCUCAUUAAUAAUGCUGGAAUCAGUUACCGUGGCAACAUACUGGAUACUCACACUUCAGUUCAUCGGGAUGUGAUGGAGACUAACUACUUCGGGCCGGUCGCUCUGACUCAAGCUCUCCUGCCCUCGAUGGUUCGCCGGCGAAGUGGCCACAUCGUGGUCAUCAGCAGUGUCCAGGGAAAGAUUUCCAUCCCUUACAGAUCAGCCUAUGCGGCCUCUAAACACGCCACCCAGGCGUACUUCGACUGCUUACGGGCAGAAAUGGAGCGCUACGGGAUCCCGGUGAGCGUCAUCAGUCCGGGUUACAUCAGAACCAACCUGUCAGUCAACGCCGUCACAGGAGAUGGAUCCAAAUACGGAGUUCUGGAUAAAACCACAGUCGGUCGCGACCCCGGAGACGUGGCUCAGGCCGUUCUGAAGGCCGUCCGUCAGAGGAGCAAAGACGUCGUCCUGGCUGGACCUCUGCCUCAUGUGGCCAUCUACCUUCGCACGCUUUGGCCUGCGCUGUUCUUCAAACUCAUGUCCUCACGCGCUCGCAAGGAGCACAAACCCAAAGACGAGUGAAGCAGCAGCUCAGGAACGAGAGGAAAACAGAGAGGACAGAAAGUGAAGCUUUACACAGAGGUCACAUGGAAGAGAGGGGUGAAUAGAUCUGCAGAGAAGGGUCGUCUAAAUCUAAUAUUUUGGCUCUUUUU
Messenger RNA from Labrus bergylta (ballan wrasse), 1316 nucleotides. NCBI's taxonomy places the organism in Eukaryota, Metazoa, Chordata, Actinopteri, Labriformes, Labridae. The record is from RefSeq and is a predicted model, not a curated record.